AUGGCUACCCCUAGUGUCCUCACUUUUGACGCUGAGGGUCGGGCCAUUGACUUUGACGUCUGGGUAGAUGACCCGCAGCUUUUAUUACAGUGCGAUAGGGCAGACGGUCUCUCCUUCUUUGACCUCACCUCUGGUGCCUCUCCUGCCCCUACUGCUGAUGCCGACGCCACUGUUCGCUCACAAUGGGCCACACGCGAUGCUGCUGCACGUCUUGCUGUGCGUCACCACCUACCUACCUCUGAGCGUGCGCACUUUAGUCAGUACAAGAGUGCUCAGACCUUGUACGACGUUGUAGUUGCACGCUACUCCUCCCCUGCCACUGCUGCACUGAGCCGCCUCAUGCUACCGUACCUCUUCCCUGACCUUGCUGCCUUUCCCACAGUCACUGACCUCAUUACACACCUCCGCACUAGUGACACUCGCUACCGCGCUGCGCUUCCUGCUGAGUUCUGCGCCAAGAACCCCCCCCCCCAUGGGUGUUCCCCCUCCCCCCUUUUGCCCUCUGUUGCCUCUGCUGCUACGGCCGACCUCGUUGGGCCUGAGUCGGUCGGUGCGGCGUCUACCCCUAGCGGGAGACGCCGCCCUGGCAAGGGCAACGGGGGCAGGGGCGCUGGAGGAGCUAGCGGGGGCGGUGGAGGCGGCGGUGGAGGCGGCGGAGGGGGUGGGGGUGGCGGUGGGGGUGGUGGCGGGGGUGGAGGUGUCGGUGGCGGCAGUGGAGGCGGCGGCGGCGGCGGCGGUGCCAGUGGGAGCGGAGGUGGCGGAGGUGGCGGCGGUGGAGGAGGCGGUAGCGGAGGAGGUGGAGCUGGUCGGGGUGGCGCUGCGAAGAGGGUCGGCUCCGGUGGUGGUCAGCAGCAGCAGCAGCAGCGCACUCGUGACAUCCCCCCCCCUCAGCAGCUCCGUGAGUGGUACGCUGCACGCCAGCGGGGUGGGGGUACUGGUCCGUGCACCUACGUCCUACGCACCGGCGACCGCGCGGGUCAGCAUUGUGGGAGUGCGCACUCCACCAAGCGCUGCUUUGGCCGCCUGACGGACGCUUGGCGUCACCAGUUCCUUGAGGCCACUGAGAUCCCUCGCUGGGGCGAGCUGUCUAGGGCAGGGGUAGCUAUCUUUGACCUUGACUUUGAUGCUAUUCUUGUUGCUAUCAAGGCUGCUGCUCUAGGUGCUAGUGCGUCUGCUUCCUCAGGUGCUGGUGAGUCUGCGCUCUCAGGUACUGCGUCGGCUUCGGCCUCCCACACCUUCACUUUAGACCCGGAGGCUUCUCGCUCCUUCUUUCGAGACCGCACCACACUCACGCCGCUUGGUCGGCCAGUUGCAGUCUCUCUGGCAGACCCCUCUGGGGGUCCUGUCCUUGCUCACUUCUCCACUGUCCUCCCAUGUCCGGCGGCCCCCUCUGGCACCCUGUCUGGCCUUUACCUCCCCUCGUUCUCUACGAACUUGGUGAGUGGUGCUGACCUACAGGAUGCGGGGGUUCAGUUCACUCCUGCGAGUCAGAGGGUGACCCACUGGACGGACGCUCGGACAGGCCGAAACCUGGCCACGUUUACACGUCGGCCGGGGUCGAGCCUGUACACACUGACCACUGCGUCUCCUCCAGUCACUGCGUCUGGUCAGGUAGCUGCGUCGGGUCAGGUGUUUGCUGCAGCGUCCAGGUCUGGUCCUGAGUCUGCCCCCUGCUCGUGUCGCCUCCUGUCUCACGAGACUCUCCUCUGGCACCACCGCCUUGGUCACCCCUCCCUGCUUCGUCUCCGAAGCAUGGCCUCCUGUGUCCUUGUCUCUGGACUUCCCCGGUCUCUAAACCCUACCUGCGUCCCCUGUGUGGAGGGGCGGCAGCGGGCUGCCCCUCACUCCUCCCAGUUUCCUCCGACAGAGGCCCCGCUGCAGACGCUUCACCUGGACGUGUGGGGCCCGGCCCGCGUCCGUGGACAGGGUCACGAGCGCUACUUCCUGCUGGUGGUUGACGACUACUCGCGUUACACCACAGUCUUCCCCUUGCGCAGCAAGGGUGAUGUCACUGAGGUGUUGAUCGACUGGAUCCGCGCAAUUCGUCUCCAGCUCAGGCAGAGCUUCGGCUCGGACUUUCCUGUUCUGCGUCUGCACUCUGACAGAGGCGGAGAGUUCUCCUCUGGCCAUCUGCGAGCCUACUGUCGUGCACGAGGCAUCCGCCAGACCUUUACGCUUCCGGACUCUCCACAGCAAAAUGGGAUUGCUGAGCGCCGCAUUGGCAUGGUCAUGGACGUCGCCCGUACGUCCAUGAUGCAUGCGGCUGCCCCCCAUUUUCUGUGGCCGUUUGCGGUUCGGUACGUGGCGCAUCAUAUCAACCUUCAGCCCAGGGUCUCCAUGCCGGAGACCUCCCCAGCUUUGCUGUGGACGGGGAAGGUUGGGGAUGCGUCUGCGUUCCGUGUCUGGGGAUCUCGGGCGUUUGUCCGUGACUUGUCUGCGGACAAGCUGUCCCCUCGUGCUGCUCCUUGUGACUUCCUUAGCUUCCCCCCUGACGCGCCAGGGUGGCAGUUCUACCACCCCACCUCUCGCCGUGUUCUGUCCUCCCAGGACGUCACGUUUGACGAGUCGGUCCCCUACUACCGCCUCUUCCCCUACCGCACUCCGUCCCUCCCCCUGCCACCGCUCUUCCCUGUGCCAGACGCAGUCGAGCCUGUCGAGGUUACUUGUGACUCUGGUGCUGCUGAGGGUGCUGAGCCUGAGGGUGCUACUACUUGGGGUGCUGAGCCUGGGGGUGCUGAGACUGGGGGUGCUGAGCCUGGGGGUGCUGAGCCUGGGAGUGCGACGCCUGGGGGUGCUGAGCCUAGGGGUGCUACACCUGGAGGUGCUGAGCCUGGGGGUGCGGAGCCUGAGGGAGCUGGGCCUGCUCGUGUGGCGUCUGGAGGUUCUCCAGGUGCUUCGUCUCGGCGGGAGCCACUCUCUCCACAGGAGCUGCGCGAGUGGUUUGCCCGGCGCUGGAGGCGUGCUGCUGGAGCUGGAGGUUCUUCGGCUGCUGAGGGUGCCGGUGCCGCGGGUCCCGGAGGUGCUCGUACUGGGAGUACUGGAGUUGCUGGGCCUGCGGAUACAACUGGAGCUGGAGCUGCUGAGGGUGUUGGCGCUAAAGCUACUGCUGUCGGUCCUGGAGGCGGUCCUUCUAGGGGUGCUACUGGUGCUGCUGGAGGUACUGGAGCUGGAGGUGCUGCUGGCGCUGGUGCUGCCGCUGGGGGUACUGGUGCUAUUCCUGCUGUGUCUGGAGUCGCCGCGCGGCCUCGGCCGUACUUUGUUCCGCUCCUCCAGCAGGUUCUUGGUCUCCCGCCUUCCACUGCUCCUCCUCCUCCCUUAGAGUGUCCACAGCCUCUCCCGUCGCAGUUGAAGUUACAGCCGGCCUACCCACUGCCUGCUCCUUCUCCCUACACUGGUCCUACUAGAGGUCUUGCUGAGCGUCGUGAGCCUGCGUCUCGCCCUGCGUCGCCUGUCCGUCCUGCUCGCACUAGUGGUCGUGGUUCGCGUCAGCGUCCUCCUCCUGUCCCUGGCACGCACCGGAUGUCUCUGCGUCCGUCUACUGCUCCUCUGCGUGCCCCUUUACCUUCUCCUCCUGAGUCCUCUCUUCCUGCUCUUGCCGACCCAGAGUCGGACUCUCUUCGUGCUGCCAGUCCUACUGUCACGCAUCUCCUUGCUGCUGUUGUCACUGACCCAUCCUUUGAGUCCAGUGCUGCGUCUGCCCUAGUUGCUGAGCUCGUCGACUUUGCUGCUCGCUGUCGUCUAGACUACGCAACUAGUCUUGUCGCUGAGUCUGAGUCUCUCUGUCCUCCGUCCGUCGGGGGUGAGUGUGCCCUUGGCACGGACGUCCUUGAGGACAGGCAGGAGGAGUUCCAGUGUUUGGCUGCUGCUUCACCUCAUCUCAUGUCCGUACUGCUUACCCCUGAGGGAGACCCGGAUGCACUUGACAUCCCGACUCCGCGCUCUUACGCGGAGGCAAUAGAGGGUCCCUACUCCUCUCAGUGGCAAGCAGCUAUGGACGCAGAGAUGGCUUUGUGGAAGUCCACAGGCACCUACGUUGACGACGUUCCCCCGCCUGGGGCGAACAUCGUCAGUGGCAUGUGGAUUUUCAGGGUGAAGCGGCCGCCGGGUUCCCCGCCUGUCUUCAAGGCGCGUUACGUGGCUCGUGGCUUCAGACAGCGGCAGGGAGUUGACUACUUUCAGACCUUCUCUCCCACCCCGAAGAUGACCACUCUUUGGGUACUGCUGCACAUAGCUGCUCACCGUGACUACGAGCUACACUCUCUUGACAUCAGCACUGCUUUCUUGCAGGGCAGCCUGCACGAGGAGAUCUGGCUGCGCCGCCCACCUGGCUUCACUGGGACUUUUCCUCCUGGCACCCAGUGGAGCCUCUGGUGGCCAGUCUACGGUCUCCGCCAGGCGCCGCGUGAGUGGCACGACACACUGAGGACUACGCUUGCGGCUCUUGGGUUUGCUCCUUCUACUGCCGACCCGUCGCUGUUUCUGCGCACCGACACUUCUUUGCCGCCGUUCUACAUCCUCGUGUACGUCGACGACUUGGUCUUUGCCACAGCUGACACUGCUGGACUCGCCCACGUGAAGUCCGAGCUGCUGAAGAGACACACGUGCACAGACCUGGGUGAACUGCGCAGCUACCUUGGCUUGCAUAUCACCCGGGACAGAGCACGCCGCACCAUUACCCUGACUCAGUCACACAUGGUGCAGCAGGUCCUUCAACGCUUCGGCUUCACGUACUCCUCGCCUCAGGCCACUCCUCUGCCUACUCGCCACUCGCUCUUAGCUCAGCCUUCGGAUGAGUCCGUAGAGUCGAGUGGCCCGUACCCAGAGCUUGUUGGCUGUCUCAUGCACCUGAUGACCUGCACACGACCUGACCUUGCAUACCCUCUUAGCAUAUUGGCACACUAUGUUGCUCCUGGGAGACACCGACCAGAGCACAUGGCUGCAGCGAAGAGGGUGUUGCGCUACUUGUGCAGUACGUCGGGCAUGGGGCUUGUGCUUGGAGGGCAGAGUCCAGUGGUCCUCACUGGGCACGCGGACGCUUCUUGGGCUGACGACCAGGCUACGCAGCGGUCGUCACAGAGUUACACCUUCAGCCUUGGUUCCGGCUCUGCUUCGUGGCGGGCUACCCGCUCGUCUUCUAUUCUCGGCUCCAGUUGUGAGGCUGAGAUCUACGCCGGGGCCAUGGCUGCACAGGAGCUUCGCUGGCUCACCUACCUGCUGACUGACCUCGGAGAGCCGCCUCGUUCUCCUCCAGUGCUAUACGUAGACAACAAGGCCAUGCUGGCCUUGUGUCGAGAGCAGAGACUGGAGCACUGA
Molecule: messenger RNA, 5313 nt
Organism: Closterium sp. NIES-65
Lineage: Eukaryota; Viridiplantae; Streptophyta; Zygnematophyceae; Desmidiales; Closteriaceae
Source: the annotation of a GenBank genome assembly